Misgurnus anguillicaudatus (oriental weatherfish) is the source of this 1020-nucleotide messenger RNA. It is a transcript of the gene srd5a3, whose product is annotated as steroid 5 alpha-reductase 3. The record is from RefSeq and is a predicted model, not a curated record. Lineage: Eukaryota; Metazoa; Chordata; Actinopteri; Cypriniformes; Cobitidae. Gene Ontology annotation, cellular component: endoplasmic reticulum. Gene Ontology annotation, biological process: polyprenol catabolic process; dolichol-linked oligosaccharide biosynthetic process. Gene Ontology annotation, molecular function: 3-oxo-5-alpha-steroid 4-dehydrogenase activity.
UAUCCAGUAUUUGAUUUCCCCCGGAGUUUUAAACGAACGGACGAAUUAUGAUGCUGUGAUGCUUAUCCCACUAGUUAAUAUCAUAUGGUUUUCGUUAGCGUUAUGUUUUAUCGUAGCUUUCUGCAUCUAUACAUUUUCGUUUAAACUGCCUCACAAACUCGAUCAAGUGUUUCAGGAUUUAAUUCGAUAUGGAAAAACUAAGGAAAACAUCAAGCGCCCGAGCUGGCAGCUCAGUUUUGACGUAUCUAAGAGCUAUUUCUUUCAUUUCUACGCGGUGUCAGUCUUGUGGAAUGGACUCCUCCUACUGUUCUCUUUCCGGUCUGUCGUCAUGGGCGAGGCGUUCCCUGAUUGGCUGAUAGACUCGCUGUGGUGUUUGACUGGCAGGCCAAGAGCUGCUUGGAAAGAAUUACAGCUUUCCGUUCUGCUUUUACAAGUGCUACUUUGGGUCCAUUCCCUUAGACGGCUGUUGGAGUGCUUGUUUGUCAGUGUAUUUUCUCACGGUGUGAUCCAUAUAGUACAAUAUGCUUUUGGUUUGGCCUACUAUGUCCUUCUUGGCCUAACUGUCCUGUGCGUAAAUGCCUGUCUGACAGAAGAAGGAGCCAAAUCAGUCCCGUUCUCUCAUCAGCUGACAUGGUAUCAUGUAAGCGGGGUUUUUCUCUUCAUUUGGGCUUCACUCCUCCAGCACCGGUCCCUCUCACUGCUGGCAAAGCUGAGGACUGACCACUCAGGCAAAGUAAAGUCCUUGGCCCACAAGAUGCCAUGUGGAGACUGGUUUGAGUGGGUCUCCUGUCCACAUUACCUGGCUGAGCUUCUGAUUUACACUGCCAUGAGUGUUUGUUGUGGUUGCAGCUCAGUAACCUGGUGGAUGGUGGUACUGUAUGUACUCUAUAACCAGGCAUUGGCUGCUCAGCUCUGUCAUGAUUAUUAUAGGAGCAAGUUUGAAACCUAUCCAUGUCAUCGGAAAGCUUUCAUUCCUUAUAUCCUGUAAUUUUGAUUAAAUGAAUAAAACUAUUGAUUGAA